Molecule: messenger RNA, 825 nt
Organism: Ananas comosus (pineapple)
Lineage: Eukaryota; Viridiplantae; Streptophyta; Magnoliopsida; Poales; Bromeliaceae
Product: WD repeat-containing protein DWA2-like
Exons: 5
Biological process (GO): protein ubiquitination
Molecular function (GO): protein binding
Source: RefSeq, a predicted model, not a curated record
GAUGUUAUUGAAACUUUACAGAGUGCAGGAACUGAUUCAACUGUAAAUUUGUGGUCGGUUAAAAUUGCCAGUGAUGAUUCGACACCUGAAAGUCCUGUUGACUCUUCAAGAAGGCUGACGGAUCCUCUACUCAAUUCAUACACUGACUAUGAGGAUAGCAUCUAUGGUCUUGCAUGGAGCUCACGGGAGCCUUCUGUUUUUGCAUCAUUGUCCUAUGACGGGAGGGUUGUUGUUGAAUCCGUGAGACCUUACAUGCAGAAAAAGUAAUAGCUGUUAUGUUCUUGGUGGAGAUUACAAUGUGGUGUGUUCAAUCUAUGCUCACAAAUCUCUAGUUGUUAUGAGAAUCAAUACCGUCAUUGUUUUAUUUAAAACAUAGAGCUUACGAAGAGAAAUCAUUUUCAAAUGAUCACAUAUUGCACAAUUGAGGAUGCCUCUUGGUUUAUUCGAACACUGGCAACAGUUGAGUACACACUUUUUCUCCAGUAAAUAAUUGAGCCUGAGGAACAAAUAGCCAAAACAUCAGGUCACAUUUAGUUAAAGAAGAUUUGUUUUCCCUUUUGUUGUUCUUGAUAGAGGUUGGAGGAUUUGAUAUCACCGUCGUCGCCUACUGUGCAUUUUUCUGCAGCUGUUGUGUCCAUAGUGUGUAGUAUGUAGAAGAGGCAGAAAAUGUUAACAUUUGAUUAACUCUGAAAACUGACUUCUACUGCUUCUCUCUCCAUGUCUAUGAUUUUCUUUUCAGUUCUUUAAAUAGAGAACAAAGAAUUUGUUUGUGUCGACCUUUAUUGACUAAACAACAAUAAAAUGCUGAGUCGGUCCUUCGGAUAA